AUGGGCUCUCGUCAAAUUACACCGGGCGACAUGGGUCCCCCUGCUGCUGCUGAAACGUCUCUGCUUGCCCGUGGACCAACUCCGGCCCCUAACGCUCGCGGUGAUGACAAAACUCCUCGCACUGACCGUGCUGAUGUCCCUGCUGUCAAAUACGAAUCUGACCCCGCUGGUCGAAACGCUAUUCGCCACUAUAAUCGGGUUGAUAAACCCGCAACAUCUGCUUCUAUUGCCUCUGGGGGCAAUGGUUAUCUUCAAUCUCGAAUGAUGCAUGCAAACGUACCUCUCAAUCAGUCCGAGCACCGCCGCAUCGCAGGAAUAGAAGGGAGCGAUCAUCUGUACGGCCCUCUUCCACUAAAGUACUUUCUAUACGAGGGCUGUUUCCCUGGGCACCGCUUUGCCGCCAUGAAGUCGGUCAUGAAGAAGUCUUUCCAGGAUAUGCUCAACGGUGUCAGGCCGGGCUUGCGAUCAUCCGGUAAACUGUGUGAGAGGUCUAUGUACGACCCACUGGUUGAGUGCUUUACUUCUAUUACCAACAAAGCAGUUCCAAAGAGUGUGUUGCCCAUCGAAUUCCGCAACAUUGCCGAUACUCGACCUGCAGAAAUGCAAGGUGGGUAUCGAUCCACGCCCGAUAUUUGCAUAUUACGGAGGCUGUCUGAGUCCGACGACGAGGGCGAGAGUGUGGUCAACUCGAAGAAAAUGUCAGGAAAGGUGAAGACGAAAGGCGAAGCGAAGGGCAAAGGGAAAGAGAAGGAAUCGAGGCGCCCCAAGCCUCCGAGAACUCAGGAGGAACUAGUGGACGACUACUGGGGCUGUGGGCUAGGAUUUGUCGAAGUGAAGGCGUCGGAGAAGGCCGAUCCCUUCUACCAGGAGGACCUGACUGCUAACGAGGCUUCGCAGAGAACCGAGGAGCAGGUGGAUACAUGGAACCAAAUUCAAGAAUAUGCCGCAAUCGCUUUUCGCAACGUGCCACGUACAUUCCUUCUCGCGAUCGGUAUCUUCGGUGACGUGGCUCGGCUUUUUCGAUGGGACAGAUCUUCCGUCAUGGUUUCCCACUGCAUUCGAUACAAAGACGACCCGAAGCCACUGGUGGAGUUCAUUAUCGGACUUGCCAAUUAUGCCAACAGUGGGCUAGACACCUCCGCAUGCAUGCCCGUCGUGGACCCCGCCGAACGUACCUUGGUGGAACGGUCGUAUCAGGAGGCAUUGAGGCUCGGUCUUUUUGAAGGGCCGUACAAAGGCCUGCGCGGAGGCUUGACGCUGCUCAGCGAAAGCAGCCGGAUGACUAUACGGUCGAAGGAGGACGCGGGCGCUUUCCAUACCGUUCUCACUUUGGGACGCCCCAUAUUUUGUAGUAAAUCUAUCGUGGGCCGAGGCACUCGCGUGUGGAUCGCGAAGAAGGUGGGCAGCGGAGAGAAAGAGUUUCUCGUGGUCAAGGAUCAGUGGGCAGAUGAUGUAGGAAAACGUCAGUACAGUAUGUAG
Molecule: messenger RNA, 1479 nt
Organism: Gloeophyllum trabeum ATCC 11539
Lineage: Eukaryota; Fungi; Basidiomycota; Agaricomycetes; Gloeophyllales; Gloeophyllaceae
Exons: 2
Coding region: 1-1479 (492 amino acids)
Source: RefSeq, a predicted model, not a curated record